Messenger RNA from Entamoeba invadens IP1, 873 nucleotides. RefSeq lists its product as hypothetical. The record is from RefSeq and is a predicted model, not a curated record. Lineage: Eukaryota; Evosea; Mastigamoebida; Endamoebidae. The coding region runs from base 1 to 873 and encodes 290 amino acids. The transcript has a single exon.
AUGAUGAGAGUCAAAGAUGCAUUGAUCAAUACGGGAGUAAACACAUCAAAUAUAAAUAAAAUGAUUGAAGAUGUGAAUAUUGCUCUUCAAGCAAUAUCCGUUGAAUUAACAAUUCAACAACCUGCAAUAAAUGAGCCACACUUUGUUUCACAUCAAAUCUGUGAACAAAAUCCAAACAUCAUAAUAAACAAUUACAACGAUGAUGGUAUCAAUGAGGAGCACAACGAUUCAUCUUAUCCGGAUAGAACAGCACAACCCAACACUGCUACGCCCCCUAUGAUAGACACAACACAAACACCAAUAGGUGUUGUUGAUCAAACACCAUUUGAUCUUGAAACAAACUUAGAUAAGAAACAGACCACUUUUGGUGAUAUCAUGGGUCAUUAUGACUUCGUUUAUGGAAACGAUCCAAUUGAUGGCAGCCUGGAAACUGAGCACAGUGGAGGCGAAGAUGAAGCUCAUGAAAAUGAAGAAUAUGAAGGAAGUGAAUGCAGUGAAUGUAACGAAAUAGAAGACACACGAGUCCAUGAAAUAAUGAGUCAAGCAUCCGGGAUAUGGCAACAGUUGUCUUCUUCGCUUAUUAAGUCACACGCGUCAAAAAACCCCCCGGAAAAUAUCGAGGUUGCAGAUGAAAAUGAAUAUUGGCUCGACGAUAUCGAUAGUGAAGACGAAAAUUGUAUAAAAAGUGACCUUCAAUUGAAAAAUGAACUUGUCAAUAUCGAACGACUUAAUUUUAUAAUGGACACUCUCGAAAACACCGAAAACGCCGAUUACACAUGUCAACAAUCUCACCAAAGCAAUAGACGAAGAAAUGAAAGACGCGUUGGAAACAGCAAAACGGAAAUUGCAAAAAAAGAAAAAAGGGGUUUUUAA